CCCACUUUACCUGAGAGUGGCUGUUUUGCUGUAACCGAUUUGGGCAAGUUAUCCUCCGUUCAGUUUCAUCCUGCCUGUGGCGCAAACGAUGGCAACCUCAGCACAGACAUCGGAGGCCAUAAGUACGCCACAAAUAAUCAUUCCGACAACGGCAGCAAUUAUAGGAGCACCAGAGACGUCGUUAACGAUUCUACAAACACCGUGGUACCUAACAAUGAAUCCAGUCUUCCUAUCCUACUCUCCGGCACUUCCUCGCCUCUACACGCACCCCCAGCUGCACUCGUCUGCCUUUCAGACUCGUUGCCGUCAAAAAGACUAGAGGAGACGGCCUGCCGGCAAAAUUACUUGUUACCGUUGGCCGAAUCGCGUCAUUUAGCCGGCGCAAGGCAAAAUCUCCACAUAUCGCGGAAUGUGUUCACCUCGGGUCAACUACAUUUGCCAAGUCUCACAUAG
Molecule: messenger RNA, 453 nt
Organism: Protopolystoma xenopodis
Lineage: Eukaryota; Metazoa; Platyhelminthes; Monogenea; Polystomatidea; Polystomatidae
Source: the annotation of a GenBank genome assembly